AUGAACGCGCAGAUAUCCUUUCUUGACGGCACUUAUACCCUCAUUCACAUCCCCCUCGACCUGUACUCGACGCUGCUGCAGCCCAUACUGCGCGUCCUGCUCCCGCAGACGCAGAGUCUCAACGUCUCCCAAGUCCCGCCCGAGCACGAGCUCGAGGGCCUCACCACCGAGAACCAGCAUGGCUUCUUCAACGUCAGCAUCACCCCGCUCGAGUGCUCCGUCGUCUGCCACUCGAGCUGGGCCAAAAACGUCUUUGAGCCCGUCAUCGACGCCCUGCCGCCCGACCUGGCCAAGACCGUCACCGUCUUCAGGGACUCGUACAUGGUCCUCUCCAUCAUCAGCGCCGGUCUCGACGCCGCCGGUCGCGUCAUGGAGCUGAGCUCCCCGCUCGCCCUCGCCGGCAUCCCCAUCUUCUUCAUCACCACCUACUACUCCGACUUCAUCCUCGUCCCCUCCAAGGAGAGGCGCAAGGUCAUCAACGCCCUGUCCAACAACGGCUUCGAGCUGUCCGAGAACCAGUCCGACUUUGUCAGCUCCUUUGUCUACGGCCGCAAGAACUCGACGACGAGCCAGUCCGCAUCGCCCCCCAGCACCCCGCCCCCGUCCAAUGCCGGCGAGCUUCAGACGAGAACCUUUGAUCUCCUGCAGAAGCGCAGCGUCUCUCCCUUUGUCGACGACGGCCUCCAGCUGAUCCAGUGCUCGGGGCGCGAAAUCUCCCAGCUGGCCAACGCCUACGGCCACCGCCUUCCCGCCGGCCGGCAGGCGCAGAGCGCCCAGCGCCGGCAGAGCUGGAUUGAGAACGUCGACACGAAGCUGUACACGUGCAUCAUCUCCGCCUUGGUGUCCAGGCCCAGGUUCAUCUCCAUCACCUUGGCCCAGGACGAUCCUCCAUCUCUCCUGCUGGACCGCAAGCUGCUGCCACUGUUUGGCGACUCCAUCGUCGGCGACACCGACUGCAACUUUGUGCCCAUCUUCCUCGACCUCGGCACCCUGUCCUCGGGCGUGACGGGCAUCGUUUGCGGCGUGGCGGGCCGGCUCGUCCACGAGAUGCACAUGAUUGAGACGUCGGAGCUCUCGUACCUGUCCACCGCACGGGCCGGUGCCGUCAUUCUCACCGAGGAGCAGUCCACGCGCGCCCUGGCCAUACUGCGGCCACUGCUCAACAAGGAGGCGUAG
This is a messenger RNA of Hirsutella rhossiliensis, 1176 nucleotides long. Its product is annotated as ACT domain-containing protein. Bases 1 to 1176 code for a protein of 391 amino acids. The transcript is spliced from 2 exons. Gene Ontology annotation, biological process: cellular response to L-arginine; regulation of intracellular signal transduction. The record is from RefSeq and is a predicted model, not a curated record. NCBI's taxonomy places the organism in Eukaryota, Fungi, Ascomycota, Sordariomycetes, Hypocreales, Ophiocordycipitaceae. Gene Ontology annotation, cellular component: cytosol.